UCUCAGGGCUGUAAGUUCAAAACUUUGUGUCCCAUUUAAAACAUUGCGAAAACUUGACAGAAACCCAUCCAUUUGCAUAUUAGUGAUGUAAUAAACCUGACCCAGCAUCAUAACUCCAUGACAUCAUUGUGCCUGCCUCUGAUGUCAUCAUGCCCACCCCAACAUCACAGCUCCUCCCCCAAUGCUAUCUGACCCGCCCCCAUUGUUGUGGUUUAGCCAAAAGGUGCAACGCUCUGUCACACACAGCUCAAUACGUCACUUGUGUAAGCUACGGGGAGCGAGGUCCAGGGCCUAAAUAAUACCAGACCUAAAUACAGCCCUGGCCCCAGGGUGGGUGAGUAAUGGCAGCGCUUGGGACACCUCAGAGAGGUAAAUAAAAUGGCCACAAUUCAUAAGGAUUUUCUCCAACAAAGUGUAUGUGUUACUGUUAUACAAAUAGAUUCUCUGUCAUUAUCCAUCUUCCCCCCCACACAAGAAACAAGGAUUUUAUGAAAACACAAAACUGCAGUUACUCGUCUCACUCAGACUCAUUCACCUCACACAACUCAUACAGACUCUGCUACACUCUCUAUUGCUGCAGUCACAUGCCUCUGACAUCACAUCUUCCCGCCCACAUCUUGGUCACAUGGUGUAACCUCCCAACUUCUUCAUACACAAUAGUGUGAGUUACCUCAGCUGUGCCCUCCCCCAUACUGUUACUGAGCAGCCUCUUACCUCUCCCAUUAACUAACAGCAACCGAAUUCUCAUCCCCUGCCAAUAAUGUCCGACUCCUGCCUCAACCUCCAUCAUCCUCUGUGUCUGCAGCUUCUCUGCCUCUCUCCUCCUCACAUCUCCUGCCUGGCCUGCUAGGGGAGGAAACCGUCACUGCUGAGGAAAAACUGGAGAACACAGAGCUGCAAGAAGAUUUUCCUUGGAUGAACCCUCUUCUAACACAACAAAACAUUCAGCCAAGGGAAAAACCAUUUAAGUGCACAGAAUGUGGGAAAGGUUUCCUUCACAAUCGCUCACUUCUGUCUCACCAAGCAACAAUUCAUAAAGGGCUCAAACCUUUCUCAUGCACAGAAUGUGGGAAAUGUUUUACCAGAAAACACAGCCUUAAAUACCAUGAAGAGAUUCACAUACAUGUAAAACGUUUCAAAUGUAGAGACUGCGGGCAGUGCUUCUUACACUUAAGGGAACUUCAACAACACAGUGUAAUCCAUACUGAGGAGAAACCAUUCACGUGCACGGAAUGUGGGAAAAGGUUCAAUCUGAAAUGUGCCCUUUGUAGCCACCAAAGAAUUCACACGGGGAAAAAACCUUUGAUUUGUACAGAAUGUGGGAAAGAUUUCUCCUCCAACCUCUGCCUUGAGCUACACUUGAAGAUCCACAGAGGGGAGAAACCAUUUAGGUGCACAGAAUGUGGGAAGGAGUAUGCCUACAGCAGCAGCCUUCGUCUGCACAUGAAAAUACACACAGGGGAAAAAAUAUUUAUCUGCACAGAAUGUGGGAAAAGGUUCUUGCAGAGGAGCCUCCUUCUGCUACACGCGAAAGUGCACAGCGGGGAGAAACCAUUCACAUGCACAGAAUGUGGUAAGAGCUUCACACAGAAAAAGCUGUUAAUCGGCCACCAGUCAGUUCACACGGGGGAGAAACCAUUCACAUGUUCAGAGUGUGGGAAACUGUUUUCCAAAAAGGGAGACCUUCUCACACACCAGAGACGUCACACAGGAGUGAAACCAUUCAAGUGCACACACUGCGGGAAAAGCUUCUUUGCAAGUAGCAAUUUUCGCGCCCAUGAGAAAAUUCACACAGGGGAGAAACCAUUCACAUGUACAGAAUGCGGUAAAGGCUUCCCUCUUCGGAGUUAUCUUCGAGUUCACCAGAGAACCCACACAGGGGAGAGACCUUUCUCAUGUGAUAUAUGUGGGAAAAGUUACGCCCAAUGUGGUGCCCUUAAUGUACACAAGAGAUCUCACUGUAGGUAGAAGAUAUGACUUGCUAUUGUGCUUCUGUUUUUAAUAUGAGAUUAAAGUGACUGUGGUACCUCA
Messenger RNA from Xenopus laevis (African clawed frog), 2031 nucleotides. It is a transcript of the gene znf613l.L, whose product is annotated as gastrula zinc finger protein XlCGF8.2DB-like. NCBI's taxonomy places the organism in Eukaryota, Metazoa, Chordata, Amphibia, Anura, Pipidae. The coding region runs from base 916 to 1968 and encodes 350 amino acids. The transcript is spliced from 2 exons. The record is from RefSeq and is a predicted model, not a curated record.